AAGGGAAGAAAAGUGAUGGACAGGAUCGUUCAGCAUGUCCCUCUUUUAAAUGGUAUCCCCAGAUGGACUGUCGUGAAUCUGCCACGUGUACAGUGGAGAGAUGGCGCAACCAUUUUCCGGUUCUUGAAGCUCUACCGUAUCGUCUUCUAUCCAAGCUUGGCGAUGGCGACACUCUCUCUCACCCAUUUCUCUUCCUUUUCUUCUCCUUCUUCUUCUUCUUCUUCUUCUUCGAAGCCAUUGCAUUGCAUUUGUCAAACGCCUUAUCUAUCUCUGCAAACCUUAAAACGAGAGCAGCUGUUGUUGAAGAAGCUGUGGAAGCGGAAUACAAAGACGCUGGCCAUCAUCCACCCCAUCUUCUUCUUCAAUGCCAGUCUCGUAGAAAGGCCUGUGGACACUCAGACCUUCAUCAUCACCGUCAGUGUAGUGGCCGCCAUCGCCCUCUCCCUCUUCUUAGGUCUCAAGGGGGAUCCCGUUCCAUGUCGGAGGUGUGCUGGUAAUGGUGGCACAAAAUGUGUUUUCUGCAAUGAUGGCAAAAUGAAGCAAGAAACAGGACUGGUUGAUUGUCGGGUAUGCAAAGGUGCAGGUUUGAUACUCUGCAAGAAGUGUGGGGGUUCUGGAUAUUCAAGGCGUCUAUAAGAGCUGUGUAGCCUAAAGAAGUUACAUGCCCUCAAUUUGUAUUUUGUAAAUGAGUAGCCUACACGGUGCAGUCCGGCUUCAUUUGCCUCUUGAAUCAUUCAUUGAACAUCUGAUAAAAGGAUGACAAGAAAAUUGCAAUUACAUUUCAAAAUUUUUGAGUUGUCUGAUUCA
Magnolia sinica is the source of this 807-nucleotide messenger RNA. RefSeq lists its product as uncharacterized. The transcript is spliced from 4 exons. The record is from RefSeq and is a predicted model, not a curated record. NCBI's taxonomy places the organism in Eukaryota, Viridiplantae, Streptophyta, Magnoliopsida, Magnoliales, Magnoliaceae. Bases 16 to 636 code for a protein of 206 amino acids.